Molecule: messenger RNA, 5477 nt
Organism: Myotis lucifugus (little brown bat)
Lineage: Eukaryota; Metazoa; Chordata; Mammalia; Chiroptera; Vespertilionidae
Gene: FEM1C
Product: fem-1 homolog C
Exons: 2
Coding region: 339-2192 (617 amino acids)
Molecular function (GO): protein binding
Source: RefSeq, a predicted model, not a curated record
GUGGCGUGGUAGCCCCUAAACUAGGACUUUUCCUCCCCACAGGAGUAGAGAUGAUGAAAAAAACCAAAACAGUGUUUUUUUGCUUUUACCUAUGAAAAAAUCAAAACUGUUUUGUUUUGUUUCUUCCUUUCUCCAGUUUGUUGCUCUGGUUGUCAGAUGUCGGAAGGCAACAGGACAGAACAUACUCUCCGUGUUUUUUUGUGUUUUUUUUUUGAUAUCCGUCCUGGGGUUCUGUGAUGAAAAGUGAACUUUGGUUCCUGUGACUCGUGCCUGUGUCGAUAAGAGCUGAGCUUUGCAUUGAGGGAUAAAUAAAAGCACCGCCUCCCACCUGGACAUAAAUGGAUCUGAAGACAGCCGUGUUUAACGCAGCUCGCGAUGGCAAACUCCGGCUUCUCACCAAGUUGUUGGCCAGCAAAUCCAAAGAGGAGAUUUCCUCCCUGAUCUCUGAGAAAACGAACGGGGCCACGCCACUCCUGAUGGCGGCCAGGUAUGGGCACCUGGACAUGGUGGAGUUCCUCCUGGAGCAGUGCAGCGCCUCCAUAGAAAUCGGGGGCUCGGUCAAUUUUGACGGCGAAACCAUCGAGGGGGCUCCCCCUUUGUGGGCCGCUUCUGCCGCAGGACAUCUGAAGGUGGUCCAGUCUCUGUUAAAUCAUGGAGCAUCUGUGAACAACACGACUUUGACCAAUUCAACCCCUCUAAGAGCUGCCUGCUUCGAUGGCCACUUGGAAAUAGUGAAGUACCUUGUAGAACACAAAGCUGAUUUGGAAGUGUCAAACCGGCAUGGGCAUACCUGCUUGAUGAUUUCAUGUUACAAAGGACACAAAGAGAUUGCGCAGUAUUUACUUGAAAAGGGAGCAGAUGUUAAUAGAAAGAGUGUUAAAGGUAAUACUGCAUUGCAUGAUUGUGCAGAAUCUGGAAGUUUGGACAUCAUGAAGAUGCUUCUAAUGUAUUGUGCCAAGAUGGAAAAGGAUGGUUAUGGAAUGACUCCCCUUCUCUCAGCAAGUGUGACUGGUCACACAAAUAUUGUGGAUUUUCUGACGCACCAUGCACAGACUAGCAAAACAGAGCGGAUCAAUGCUUUAGAGCUUCUGGGAGCUACAUUUGUAGACAAAAAAAGAGAUCUACUUGGGGCUUUAAAAUACUGGAAAAAGGCAAUGAACAUGAGGUACAGUGAUAGGACUAAUAUAAUUAGCAAACCAGUACCUCAGACACUAAUAAUGGCUUAUGAUUAUGCCAAGGAGGUAAACAGUUCAGAAGAGCUAGAAGGUCUUAUUGCUGAUCCUGAUGAGAUGAGAAUGCAGGCACUAUUAAUUAGAGAACGUAUUCUUGGUCCUUCUCAUCCUGAUACCUCUUACUAUAUUAGGUAUAGAGGCGCUGUCUAUGCAGACUCUGGAAAUUUCAAACGAUGCAUCAACCUAUGGAAGUAUGCUUUGGAUAUGCAACAGAACAAUUUGGACCCGUUAAGCCCAAUGACCGCCAGCAGCUUAUUAUCUUUUGCAGAACUGUUUUCUUUUAUGUUACAGGAUAGGGCUAAAGGCCUGCUGGGUACCACUGUUACAUUUGAUGAUCUUAUGGGCAUAUUGUGCAAAAGUGUCCUUGAAAUAGAGCGAGCUAUCAAACAGACUCAGUGUCCAGCUGACCCCUUACAGUUAAAUAAGGCUCUUUCCAUCAUUUUGCACUUAAUUUGCUUGUUAGAAAAAGUUCCUUGUACUCUAGAACAGGACUACUUCAAAAAGCAGACUAUAUACAGAUUUCUUAAGCUGCAUCCAAGGGGAAAGAAUAACUUCAGCCCUCUUCAUCUGGCUGUGGACAAGAAUACUACAUGUGUAGGGCGGUAUCCUGUUUGCAAAUUUCCAUCUCUGCAAGUUACUGCCAUACUGAUAGAAUGUGGUGCUGAUGUGAACGUCAGAGACUCCGAUGACAACAGUCCCCUGCAUAUUGCUGCUCUGAACAACCAUCCAGACAUCAUGAAUCUCCUUAUCAAAUCAGGUGCACAUUUUGAUGCCACAAACUUGCACAAACAAACUGCUAGUGACUUGUUGGACGAGAAAGAAAUAGCUAAAAAUUUGAUCCAGCCCAUAAAUCAUACCACAUUGCAGUGUCUUGCUGCUCGUGUCAUAGUGAAUCAUAGAAUAUAUUAUAAGGGGCAUAUCCCAGAAAAGCUAGAGACCUUUGUUUCACUUCACAGAUGAUAAUUUGACUGUAUUUUAGCACUGUUAAAGCACGAAUUAUUAACAGUUGUUUCAUAAAUGAGCACUGUUGUGAUAACACCAGCAUUCAUUUAGCUUGAUAUCAUCGUGCUCCCAUUGGCUAAAACAUUAUAAGCAUCAAAUUUACAGGAUUGGUUUCCCAGUAUUUACUAUAAAUAUACCAUAUAAUAUAUUGUUUGUGAAUUAUUGAAAAAUGUAAUGUCAUAAUUCAAAUUUCUAAAAUUGUCUGCCAAAGGCUUAUUCAUUCUAGUUUUGUUUGCUGUUGGGUGUUUGGGACAGAGUUAACCAUUCUUCAGUGGUAUCUUUAUACCCUUCUGGUUUGUGAAUUUUAUACAAUUGAAGGUCUUUCUUUUCUGCUUUUUUCCAAGCUUCUCCCAUUUUCACUUUAUAUUUUUUCUAACCAUUUCUACUUAUCAUUUCCCCAUCCCCUUAUGGACCCAUAAACUUUAUGUACAAACUUUAUGGACUCGUUACCAUAUGCAGUUACCAUAAGUGCUUUAUCUUCUCUACGCACCGGCUUAAACUUGACUGUUGUAUAUUAGCAUAUUUUCUAUGCAGCAGUUGAUCAACUUCAACUCAAAACACUGUUGAGUUUCUUACAAAGUUCAUUUUAUGAAAGUACUCUUGUAGCAUGGCAAUUUUUAGAGCUAUUGGUUAGCUACCUGAGCUCAAGCUUUUUUUUCUUCCACAUCUGAGAUUUCUUUCUCUAAUCCACUGAAGUUAUUAUGUGCUAAAUUUGGGAAACAAAUCUAAUUCAUUAACCCAGUUGAAAUUUAGGUCUGUCAUCUUAAUAUAUCAUGCAGUAAAAGGAGGAAUCUUUUUAAAGUGACCCACCUUUCAUGCUGUGCCAGCAUUGUCCUGCUUGUGCUGAUGAAGUGAUUAGGUAUAGAGAAGCUUAAAUUUAAACUAAAAUUUAUCACACAGCUUAAUGAGUCACAUUGAAAUAUUCAGUAAUUGAACUGCAAAUCAUUUUUAGUUACAAAAAGAGCUAAAGCAUGUCAAUGGCAUGAUGCUUGCCAAGCCAAAUCUAGACAUCUAGGAUAAUUAAGAUAUUUUAGUAUGCAAUUGACUGCCAUUGUAUCAAAGGUCAGUAACAGUGUUCUUUCUUUCUUCAAGCUUAAGUAUACCUUUAAAGAUAACUUGCAUGAAUUAUUUUGGUCUCAAUUAUUUGUCACCAUAGUUAAACACACAAGGUUGCAGUGCUUUUCCCUUACUGAAAGUUAGCUUUUCUUUACUUUUUUUCCCCCCUCAGUGUUUUUUAAACAGCUUUAUUAAUGCCACAGAAAGGGCUCUUUUAACUUAAGAUAAAUGAAACGUACUAAAAAAGAUUCAGGUAAUUAUUAGUCAGCACUUUAUUGUUUUUCACAAUAAAAUUUAUGAUGGCAUAUUUGCCCUGCAAAUGUCUUACUUAAUGAAAUUGUUAUAAAUAAAAACUCCUUAUUGGUUUGAGAAAAACUCGGUUUACCUGUGAGUUUAGUGAGCUGGAUCACUGGGAUUUUUCUGUCAUUUUAUUCUGAGGGUUGAUGUACUAGUAUUUAAGGAGUCAUCAUUGCAAACAGUCACAUUAGGUUUAUUUCAUCUUUACUCAGUAAAAUACUUGUAAUGAAGAAUAGUAAAUAAAUAAAACAGCAUUAGACUUUGUGGUUAAAUAAUUGAAGUUUAAUUUUUAAAAAGAUAUCCUUAUUUUACUAGGUUGUAAAUUUAAUUUCACCAUUAAAAGAGGUGAAUUGGAUUUAAAUGGUUCCUCUCUAAUCUUUUGAUGAAGAGAUUUUAAUAUCUUACCAUGGGCAAAUUUGAUGAAAUAUUUUAACUGCCACAUAUAUUAAGAAUAAUUUGUGAUUUAGACAAGUAUUCUAGAAAUAUCAGACAUCAAUAUUUUGAAACCAUUGACUCUAACCUUGUGAUACAAGAAUUAUAUAUGCCUGAGCUAAUUUUUUUUUUUUAAAGAAACUGUUGCCAGUAGAAUAAAUCUACACUAGUUGAUCGCAAUAAUUUUUGGGUAAAAGAUGAGCAAUUGGAUUUUUAAGUGAUUUAAUAUUUCCUCCUUUUUUGGGAGUGGGUUGAAGGGCCUACAUGCUCUUAUAGUAAGGCACAUCUCACACUGUUGUACAGGUGAACUUGAAUUGUACAACCCUAGUAUAAAUUAAGGAUUUCUUUACUUAGCAUUUUUCCACCACUAAAUUUAGAUAACUUAGAACUGUUCAUCAAUCUUGAUAACUUGAAAUGCCUUAUUUCACUUAAGAUGCAAUUCUACUCUGUUUGCCAUUUCCCCAAAUGCCAUUAGGAGUGCUUGAAAAAUCAGUUAGUUUAAUAGCUAAAAAUUGUCCAUGAUUUUUAGAGGAGGUUGGUAAUGUGACCUGAGACACUGUUUAGGCCUUUGUCAGAAAGUAUUCUCAAAAUUGUUGUGAGACUGAAUAAGAUAAAAAUUUUGUGGGUUUUUUUAAAAACCACAAAUGAGUAAUUUAAUACUUAUUGAGCUAAUUGUCAUUUGAGUCCAUCUAAACUACAUUGUAGCAUGGUGAUGUUGGCUGGAGUUAAUAAUAUGUAAGUUUUUAUUACAUUUCUAUAAAAAUGCCCUGUUAAGGCCUGCUGAAUUUUAGAUGUUCCACUAGUGAUCAUUUCUGUAAAAGAAAUGGUCACUCUACUCAGAUUUGAUACUAGUCCACUUUAUAAAGACAAGUGGAUUAUAGAUUUAAAAGAUCGUCAUUUUCUUAUCCAUAAAUAUGACAGGCACAUAAACCCAAAUCAGCAACAGAUAAUUUGGUGCCCAGUAUGAUUUUGAAGUUAAGUAAUUGCUCACUUGUAAAGUGACUACCUAAUGUAUAAUAUUUUAGAGACCCCCAUCUACUGUGACUUGGGAAAAUUGUUAGGCUAUAUUUGAAAAAUUAGUUCUUUAAAAUCAUAUUGCCCAGCAGAAACCUAGGUUGAAUUUUACAGGUAUAAUAAUCCUUGUAAAUUAAUUUCUCAGAAUUGUGGGGGCUGAAUGAGAGAAUAAUCAUUCUUGUGCACUCUAACAGCAUUAUUGCUUGGAACUUUAACCAUUUUAGAGUUAGAUACUAAGGAAACUAAAAUUAAUUGGUCAUCAUCUCCCCCCCUUCCCGUUAUAUGUCAUUAAACAACUAGUUUCUCUCCCUUUUGUCCAUUCCCAUUGUGUAUUUUUCAGAAGAAGUACUGUAUUCAGGUGCCAGCCAAUAAAUUGUCACACAAUGGAAAAUGAUAUGCCACAACAUUCAUUGUAAGGUCUAAUAAAAUUAAAUUUGCACCAAA